GCCAUCCUUGAUUGCCGAUUUCGAAUGAUAAGAAUUUUGUUUUUGUUUUCAAUUUCUUUUCUUCACUCACUUCACAUUAUGUGUUAAAUUUUGCCUUGUUUUUCACACAAUUGAAUCAAUAAGAUUCGAAUAAGAAUGAUCAAUGUACCGGAAUCAUUAUCAUUUUCAAAUGAAUUUCGUCAUUUACCAGCAACAAUUAUUCAUCAAUUAAUUGGUCUGUUGGAUAUUAAAGAUAAUUGGAAAUUAUUGGCAACAAUCAUUCGAAAUCCUGAUCAUCCUGAACAACUUUUAUUUCGUACAACUGAUAUUGCAUUGUUAGAUGAACAACGUAAACGAUCAGGUUGUAGUGCUGCAAAUGCAAUGAUACAAUAUUGGUCAACAUAUGGCCGUCGACGACAUACAAUUGGUGAUGUUAUCGAAUUUCUUGAACAAUCUGGUCUUGUUCGUGCUGCUGAUUUGAUUCGAAAUUCUAUACAACAACAACAUAAACCAUCGACAGAUAAUGAUGAUGAUAAUGUUGUUAAAAUAGCAGAACAAAAUUGGACAGAUUUACCUGGUUAUCGUUCAAGAACAACAAUGUCGAUGAUGGCAAGACCAACAGCACCGAAUCAAUCACUUAUGUCAUUUACAACAAUAAAUGAUUGUCCAAAAGAUACAUCGAUCAAUGAUAAUUCAAUGGAUUCACUCAUUCGAUUUUCAUAUCAAAAUCUUUGUAAUGCAACUGAAAAUUUUUCAUCAAAAUCCAUCAACGAUGGUGGUACAAAGCUAGGUGAAGGUUCAUUUGGUGAAGUAUUUCGUUGUUCAACAACAGCAUUAUUAUUGCAGAAUCCAUUUCGUAUGAAUAUUUUGGAUUUAAAAUUUGUAGCUGUUAAACGCUUUAAACAAUUACCAUCGAUUGAAAAUCAAGAUAAUGAUUAUGAUAAUAAUCGUCAAGAAUUUCUUUCCGAAUUGAAUAUUAUGUAUCAUUUUCGUCAUCCAAAUCUUGUUAAAUUAUUCGGCUAUUCCGAUGAUGGUCCAAAUUUUUGUAUAAUAACUGAAUAUAUGGCUAAUGGUUCACUUUAUAAUUAUAUGUUUGCACAACCGAAACAACCAAUAACGAAGCGACCAUUAUCAUUUGUCGAACGUUUACGAAUCGUCAAUGAUAUUGCCAAUGCAAUUGUUUAUCUACAUACUUAUUCGAAUAAUAUUGAUUCAAAUACAAAUAAACCAUUUGUACAUCGUGAUAUAAAAAGUGCAAAUAUUCUAUUGGAUCAACAAUUUCGUGCAAGAUUAGGUGAUUUAGGUCUGGUACGACAAGGUUCAAAUUCAAAUUGGGAAACAACUAUUGUUACCAAAACUGUUAAAGGUACUAGUGUUUAUAUGGCACCUGAAGCAUUUCGUGGUGAUAUUUCCGUAAAAAUGGAUACAUUUAGUUUUGGUAUUGUUCUGUUGGAAUUAUUAACAGGUAUGGCUGCAUUUGAUCCAAAUCGUGAUGAAUCUGAUAUGGUAUCCUAUAUUGAUGAAAUGAUUGGUGAGGAAUUUGAUCAACAACAACAACAACCGAUAAAAUAUGAUCGAAAUAUCGAUCUAAUCGAAUUGAUUGAACAAAAAUAUCAACAAUGGAUUGAUCGCAAUAAAUUUUUACAAAUUUUCGAUCAAAAAUGUUUGAAUAAUAAUAAUGAUGAUGAUGGAUGGAACGAACAAUUAGCAUCAAAAUUAAUAAUUUUAGCCAAAUAUUGUAUUGAACAACGAAAACGUAAUCGACCAACAAUGAUUGAGGUAAAAAAAUUUCUUGACCACCUGUUGCAUUCAUAAUAAUACUGGUUGUUUGAUGGUGGUCGAUUAUUUAUUACGUUUGUUAUUGGAUCGUUCCAAAAUAUUUUGUUCAUUUCGAUCCUGUGCAGAACGAUAAUGUGAUG
Molecule: messenger RNA, 1898 nt
Organism: Dermatophagoides pteronyssinus (European house dust mite)
Lineage: Eukaryota; Metazoa; Arthropoda; Arachnida; Sarcoptiformes; Pyroglyphidae
Product: interleukin-1 receptor-associated kinase 4-like
Biological process (GO): protein phosphorylation
Cellular component (GO): plasma membrane
Molecular function (GO): protein kinase activity; ATP binding
Source: RefSeq, a predicted model, not a curated record